AUGUCUGGUCUUAAGCGCGACUGGAAUGGGAACACGAAACGACGCGACGGUCCGAAACCCGCCGCAAAGCCGGUUGUGCGAAAUGCCUACACGCCCAUGUUUGAGAGCCUCCGCGAGGAGCUCGACCAACAUCAUGAUCGUCGAGAGCGCAUCGUCAAAGCAUCGCGGGACAUCACGGCGUUGAGUAAGAAGAUUAUCUUCUCGUUACAGCGGGUUCGAAAGAUUGAGAGCCAACUCCCAAACAACAUCCAGUCCGAGGUCGACUCCCGGCUAGCCGACAUAUCAAAACUUCUAGCAUCCAUUGCGCCUGAGAUCCAAGGAAUCAAUCGCUACCGGUAUUCUAGGUCUCUAAUGUGCCUCGAAGAGCUUGUGGAAGCCCUCACCUUCGCGCACUACCUUCGCACUCAGACCCUCAUCGGCCACGCGGAACUGGACCCGACAAUUGAAGAUCUCACCAAGAAAGGGGCCGUGAUUUCCGAGGACGAGCCCAUGGCCGAUGCCGGUGACCCGGCAGGUAACGCUGAAAAGGACGAACCCCCGGCUGUCAAUGUACCGACCGUCACUCUUACGCAGGACGACUACCUCUACGGUGUGUUCGAUCUGACUGGGGAGAUGAUGCGCUUUGCGACCACUUCCACCGCACUAACCGGCAAGAUGGCCAGUGGUCAAACCGGUAAAGAUGGUGGUGAUGACGAGCCGCGAACCAUUGUCCAAGAUAUGCAUGAAUUAGGCACGUUCUUCGAGAUGCUACCCGUUGGGCCCGGGAACAAGUUCCAGUGGGAGAAGAAGCUGGAAGUCACGCGGCAAUCAGUACAGAAAGUUGAGCGAUUGGGCUAUGAUCGGGUUAUUAGGGGAAGCGAGCGCCCCAAGGGCUGGAUCCCAGACCUGAGCUCUGGUGAUCCGGGGCAAGGAGAAGAGGAGUGA
Messenger RNA from Dichotomopilus funicola, 924 nucleotides. RefSeq names its product Translin family-domain-containing protein. The transcript is spliced from 3 exons. The coding region runs from base 1 to 924 and encodes 307 amino acids. Gene Ontology annotation, cellular component: cytoplasm; nucleus. The record is from RefSeq and is a predicted model, not a curated record. Lineage: Eukaryota; Fungi; Ascomycota; Sordariomycetes; Sordariales; Chaetomiaceae. Gene Ontology annotation, molecular function: sequence-specific DNA binding; RNA endonuclease activity; RNA binding.